This is a messenger RNA of Myotis brandtii (Brandt's bat), 1308 nucleotides long. RefSeq names its product mesoderm induction early response protein 3-like. Gene Ontology annotation, molecular function: histone deacetylase binding; transcription corepressor activity. Gene Ontology annotation, biological process: negative regulation of transcription by RNA polymerase II. Gene Ontology annotation, cellular component: nucleoplasm. The record is from RefSeq and is a predicted model, not a curated record. Lineage: Eukaryota; Metazoa; Chordata; Mammalia; Chiroptera; Vespertilionidae.
CUGCCCCUCAGACCCGGUUGUGACGACCAUCAGUCCGUUCCCCGUGCCUAGGAGUGUGUUUGUCAUUCACUUUGUACUGUAGACUCUACAUCGAAGGGGAAUCUUGGGGUAACUUGUCUGUCUGAGGGAGAGAGAGAGAGAGAGAGAGAGAGAGAGAGAGAGAGAGAGAGAAUGAAAGAACCCUUGAAGAAGAGGAGAUGAUGGAUGAGGGUAAAAACUUCAGCUCUGAAAUUAAAGACUUAGAAAAGGAAGGAGGCAUGCCUCUGGAAGACCUGCUGGCCUUCUACGGCUCUGAGCCCGUGCUGCCCGCCGCGGUGGAGCCCAGUUCCCACAGCUCCCCAAGUGAACUUGCAGAUGAGCUGCCAGACAUGACACUGGACAAGGAGGAAAUAGCAAAAGACCUGCUGUCAGGUUAUGAGGAGGAGUCGCCGCCUUCCGCAGACAACCUGAUGCCGUCUCUGGCUUCCCACGAGGCUUCCGACUUCUUCCCGAGGCCUUUGCGCUCAAAUACUACUUGUGAAGGAGAUAAAGAAUCAGAGAUUGAAGAUGUUGAAACAGACAGUGGUAACUCACCUGAAGAUUUGAGGAAGGAAAUAAGGAUCGGUUUACAAUAUCAGGCCGAGAUCCCCCCUUAUCUUGGAGAGUAUGAUGAUGAUGAUGAUGAGAAAGCAUCUGAAGAUGGAGACCAGCUCCUUUGGCGUCCUGGUGUGGUUGCAGAGAGCAAAGUGAAGGAGUACCUUGUCGAGGCCGCAUUCAGAACUGGAAAUGAGAAAACGGUGGAUGGGGUUUCGGCCGGAGCACUCACCAGGGACAAUGAGCAGGCAUUAUAUGAGCUGCUCAGGUGCGACCAUAACAUCAAGGAGGCGCUCCAGAGGUAUUGCCACAGAGGAAAGGCAUCUCAGGAGGGAAUGACUGCGUGGACAGAAGAAGAAAUCCGGAGCUUUGAACAUGCACUCAUGAUCUUUGGAAAAGACUUUUAUCGUAUACAGAAGAACUGGGUGAAGACCAGAACGGUGGCGGAGUGUGUGGCGUUCUACUACAUGAGGAAGAUGUGGAAGAAGUCUGGGCGCUAGGACUACUUCGACUACUUUGCACAGCAGACGCAGUUCGGGAAGAAUCGCUACAACCACCACCCCAGAGUGACGGACUACAUGGACCAUCUGGUGGAUGAGACAGAAGCUCUGGGGGAGGGGGGGCAGUCAGUUCUCCCGGCUUAACCACCACCCGCCCUGACCCUGUUCCCUAUUGGCCCCAUACUCUGUCAGUCUUGCUAGUUGUUUCAAUAAAUAUUUCACGAUCCAACCCUUA